Molecule: messenger RNA, 7788 nt
Organism: Coccidioides immitis RS
Lineage: Eukaryota; Fungi; Ascomycota; Eurotiomycetes; Onygenales; Onygenaceae
Product: 1-phosphatidylinositol-3-phosphate 5-kinase
Exons: 2
Coding region: 193-7788 (2531 amino acids)
Biological process (GO): phosphatidylinositol phosphate biosynthetic process
Cellular component (GO): fungal-type vacuole membrane; endosome membrane
Molecular function (GO): ATP binding; metal ion binding; 1-phosphatidylinositol-3-phosphate 5-kinase activity
Source: RefSeq, a predicted model, not a curated record
CUAUCAUCUACGGGCGCCGCCUGCUUUUGCCUUGCAUGUAGCCAGACGAGAACGCAUGCCAGCACCGUGCAACCAUCGACGGUGAAAGUUGGAUCUUUACUCCGUUGGAGAGGGAAAGGAGGAAGCUGUGGUGGUGGAUUCGCUGAAUAUUAUGCCUGUUGAGGCUAUAGGACCCCAUUUUUCCCCCUUGACAUGGCGUCACAAAGGUCUCAGGAGACAUCAAGUCCUUCCGCAUCCUCCAUCUUCCUCCCCCUCGGUCGGCGAUCUCGACGAGGCUCCGUUGCCUCAUACAGCACCCAAACUGAGAGGGAGAAUCUGACGGAAGCUCUCGAUCAGAUCCACAAUGCAGCUUCCCAUUCCGAUACCCUCACCGUUUUCAAUGAAUUCACGAACCCCCCCGUACCCUCGUCCGCCACCGAUAACAAGACCGGCGUCGUGGGGGAUCUGCAGGGUGGCCUGAGUGGACUCUAUAGCCUUUUACGAGCAUCUGUUGGUGGCGUUAAGGACAUGGUUGGGAGUUCAACGAAAGCGGCCGAUUCUGAAGCUACGACGGCAAAGACUCUUCAAUCUCCGCCAUCCCAGCUGAGCCUAUCCGCGUUGGGAGCCACUGACAACCAGCGGUCAUCGUCGAAUUCGGCACAUGCUUCUAAAACACAGUCGCCACUAGCGGGGACAUUCUCGACCCACCACGGAGGAAUGACGAGUGUCUCCGCCCCCAAAUCCUCCAAAAUGUCCUCCAAAGCCCCAAGUAUUUCCUCAAAGGCCUCGAUGCCAUCCGUUGGCGCGCUAAAACCGUCUCUCAGCUCCCUGACAAAGGUUUCUCCAUCUUCAGCUGUGGACCCCGCCGUUAGUGAGGUUAAUGUGAACGCUGUCAGACCCGGGCCGCAUCACACACCGAGUAAUUCGGGCAGUUUAUCAGCGAGUAUCAUGACAAAUGCAGAUUCAACGGCAUCCGACCGCAUAGAUGGUUCUCUACAGAUGUCGUCGCUGCAGUCAUCGCAAGAGCUAAAGACUAGUGUGUCAACUCGUCCUCCAGAGCUGUUGGCCAACACCGGCAACGAAGCUCAUAUUUAUGAGGAGAGAGAUCGCGUUAUACCCGGCACAUUACACUCACGAGGAACUUUACCCCACGAACGGACUUUGUCACCGACAAAGCCGUCCAUGACUGAUUCUCAAAACGAAUCAACAGAGCUUAACACCGCGUUUCCCCACUCCCAGUGGGACGAUAAAGAACCAGAACUUGACAAUAAUGUUCAGCCUCAAGUAGGAAACUCUACUACUUCCUUCUCCGUGGAUGCCUCACCUGUGCAGACGUCUAUGACAAACAGUGUCGCAAAACUAUCGACUGGUGAGAGCUCGGUCAAUGAUACUAGAACCGCCACUGCCGCUACAUCGGUGUCUAUGACGGACAGGGAGCCCUCGUCGGGUCACUCAUCUCGAACGUCUCUCAUAAAAUCACGAGAGAAGGCGACGCCUCGAAUUAGCCAAAGUCGUUUACCAGGAUAUGGGCCCUCCCGUAUGCUAUCCUCAACGUCCUCCGGUGCUCGUUCAUCUACGGCCAUUCCUCACAUUUCAUUCGAUACCCCGGAGCCGGUUCGUUCCAGCCAAAGUGGUACGAGGGUGUCGCAGGACCUAGAUCGCUCGCAAAGAGGCAAUUCUACACCUUUUAGAAGAAAACUCUUAAGUAGAGAAUACUGGAUGCGAGACGAGAAUGCUAAGGAUUGUUUCCAUUGUGGAGAGCCUUUCUCCACGUUUCGAAGGAAGCAUCACUGUCGAACAUGUGGUCAAAUUUUCGACUCCAAAUGCACAUGCAUCAUCUCGGGAGCCCCGUUUGGCCAUUCUGGCUCUAUCCGAGUUUGCAAACGUUGCGAGGCUGUGAUUAACGGCCAUGAAUCCGACUCUUCUGAUUACAGUGGCGAUGAUUUGAGUCCAGUAGUCUUCAAUUCCCGUAAUUCGGAAAGCUUAGGAAAUGCCGUCAAGGCUAGACUUUCCGCCGAAGACGAUGAUUCUUCGUCCGUUGUCUCUCAAUCGGUUGAUCAGGUUUUGAAAACUCCGACCAUGGCUAUUCCUGCGACACGGCGCACAGGAGAUGGAAAUAAUCGUCGCUCUGCCAUUCUCGAAAUAGAGUCUGACCGCCCGCUUACGAGGCCCACAUCCUCUAGGUCGUUACGAUCCUCUUUAAAUGGAAGAGCACUCUCCGCCUCUCAUAAACGGCACCAUUCCAGAACUCAAUAUAUCCGCAACCUAAAAUCCUAUCAUGAAGACAAAGCACCUUUUCAACGCCGUGUCGGGGAGGACUUUCCCAGCAACUCUAAGCUGCAUGCGUUCCAUCGAGAUAGCAUUAUCGACCCUGAUUUGGCGCAGUACCUUUCAGACGAUGCCUCAAGCGCCGACGAGCAACCAAAUUUGUUUUCUGUAGUCUCCGAUGGACCUCUUUCCAAGAGUAGUGGUGAGGGAGAGAAGGCAACCUUUGGAGGUUUCCUUGCAGCAGUAAAAAAGGGCCGUUCCCGCUUUGGUGACAAGUCUGGAGGAACUUACUCUGGCCGAGAUUUGGAUGACGGAAGCGUUAGCAGUUCCCGAGCUGUAAACCCGGGUCGUUCCCUUAGAAGGCGAAAUUUGAGCGUCGCAAGUAGCGUCCAUCAGCGCUUUUCACCAAGACCUUCUAAAGACACUCCAUCAGUCGUUCAUUAUUUUCAGGAUCCCAACAUGGCUACAUUCUCUGCGACCCAGCCAUCUGGUCCCGGAGGAUUUAAGAUGACAAGAAGUUCAUCAAUGAGAGGCGCUGGCGCUCCUCCGAUUGAAUUGAACCGAGCAAGUCUUCAGCAUGUAAGAAAGCUCCUUCGACAGCUGCUAAAAGACGCAUCUAUACCGCACUCGCACAGCUGGGAAACGGCUCUACUGCCAAUUCUUUUAAAGGCCACUGAUGAUGUUGAACCUGACGUUCAACAGGGCGAUGACAUGGACAUACGACAUUAUGUCAAGCUCAAGAAGAUACCAGGUGGUCGGCCAGGGGACACAUCUUACGUAUCUGGCCUUGUCUUUACGAAAAACUUGGCUCUGAAAAGUAUGUCGAGAAGUAUCCCGCGACCAAACAUACUCAUUAUCACUUUCCCUUUGGAGUACGCGCGGCAGCAACAGCAUUUCAUGAGCCUGGAGCCGGUGAUUCGCCAAGAGCGUGAGUUCCUGGAAAAUCUUGUUGGAAGAAUAUCCGCGUUGCGACCCAAUGUUCUUUUAGUGGAAAAGAAUGUAUCCGGCUUGGCUCUGCAGCUCCUGGAAAAGGCAGAUAUUGCAACAGCUUACAAUGUUAAGCCAUCUGUCCUCGAAGCGGUGUCAAGAUGCACUCGGACCAAGAUUAUCACGUCGAUGGACAGGCUUGUUGCUGCGCCGGCAUACCCUGGUCAAUGUGGUAGCUUUGACGUCAAAACAUACGUUCACAACGGCCGAAAGAAGACAUACAUGUAUAUCUCUGGGUGUCCCAAAGAGCUAGGUUGCACAAUUGCGCUCCGAGGGGCUAGCAACGAGGUCCUUAUGAAGAUUAAGCGAAUCACGGAGUUCAUGGUCUACGUUGUUUAUAACCUCAAACUCGAGACCUGCCUCAUGAGGGACGAAUUCGCGAAGAUCCCAACGUCGCCACAGGAAAAUACUCCAUCGAUGAAGCAUAGCCCCUCGGCCUCCAUCAGUGGGAACGCUGAAUCUAAACUCUUGGCAGAAACUGGUCCAGGAGAUAUUCCCAACACAAAGGAGAAAAGCCAUGAUCAUCAAACUAGCCAGCCAGAUCUUUCGGUGAUGACCGCAUCUUUAGAGGCCCAAUGCACUAAGCCGGAUACUUGCCAGGAUACUCCAGCCCCCGCAUUCUACGAAGAUAUGGUCGAAAAGCAUCAAACAAAAAUCCUCUCGGCUUCUCCUUUCGUUAAAUUUCAACAACCGUACCUCUUGAUGCGUGCGAGGGAGCUUGAAAGGCAACUUGCAUAUCUCAAACGCCUUCGUGAUCAGGAUUUUGCAGCUCACGCGCCAAUCGAUGAGACUGGAAAAUCUCAGAGGUUCGUCCUUAUUACACCUGAAAUGAUACACGAGUCACCGUCAGGCGCCUCGGAAAAAGCGAAAGAAGUCCUGCAUGCAGUGCACGAUGCAGAAUAUGACAGAGCCUUAUAUAUCUACCAAACGCAGAAACGACAAUGGGAAACCUAUAUAUCCGGCAACAGUAAUCUUUUCGAUCCUUAUGCGCAUCAGAAUAUCGUCGUUCUUUAUAGCUUGGUGUGCACGACCACAUCCAUCCCUUGUUCGGGACCAGAUCUCUUCGCCCUCGACUUCUAUAACGAUCAUGGCUCGGAUAGGAUUUUCGAGGCCGAUUGCACGUUAGGCCAGUAUGUGGAGGAUUUAUGUCACAAUGCAAAUACUGUAUGCACAGUUAAUGGCUGCGAAGAACGAAUGUUUGACCACCACCAACAAUACGUGCAUGGUGACGCUCAGGUUAGCAUUUUCGUCCAGCCAUAUCCCUCAAAACUUCGCGGUUUGCAGGACACAAUCCUCAUGUGGAGCUGCUGCAAGAAAUGCGGAAAUGAAACACCCGCAAUGUCCAUGUCGGACAGUACCUGGAAAUACUCCUUCGGGAAAUAUCUCGAGCUAUCCUUUUCUAGCGCAGACUUGCAUAUCCGAGCCGGAGUUUGUUCUCAUGAUCUGCAUAGAGAUCAUUUGAGGUAUUUUGGCUACAAAGACGUCGCGCUUCGCAUUCACUAUGACCCAAUUACUCUGCUCGAAAUCAUAGUGCCACGCCCGCGCGUGACGUGGAAAGUGGACAAGGACCUUCGGCUCCGAAAUGAAAUCUUUACCAAAGCUGAGUAUCGAUUAACACGCUUCAUGAAUUCAGUUAAAGCGCGGUUAAAAGGAAUGAACGUCGAGAGUGUCGUUCCGGAAAUGGUCCAGUCUUGCAAGCUAGAGAUUGAGGUUCUUCUGAAGAGAGCCAACGAGGAGCACGCCACUCUUCUUAAGCAGCAUCAGGAAAUGUAUAUGAACUCGAGGUACUGGGAAACCAUCCCUCUAAACCGUGUGAUCUUAUCCAUGCAGGAAAAGGUUGUUGAAUGGGAUGCAACUUUCGCCGAGUUUGAGCGCAACUAUUUCCCAUCUGAAAAGGAUAUUAAGCGAUUGGCAGCACUACAGCUCAAACGGAUUUUCCUCGAUAAAGAUGUGUCUGUUACCUCCCUCACUUCUGGUGAUGAAACUCCAGCGACGACUCCGGAGCCUGACGAACAAGGCACUGAAGUUAAAACUUCUCCGGGCAUGAAACGGAGGAUGACGUUAUCCCCGCAGCAAGCAAAAAGCGUUCUCGAGUCUGUUGUGGAGGAGCAUUCUGGCCGGUCGAACAAGGAUCACGAUAGCGACAGACAACUAUCGCCUUCCCUUGCCCCUAAGGAAGAAGCAAAUAUUCCUCCGGAAACACCCAUGAAUCCUCAGGAUGGUGUGCAGCAUUUGGAUUUGGCUAUUCCUAAUAGCAUUGCCGAACGACUUUCGCCGCCAAAGGAAACUGCUGAAGACUCUAGUGACCAGCCUAACUUCCUGGAGCGAAUUUCUGAAGUUACACCGCCGAGCUUGAAUGCAGACGCCAAUGAAGCGGAAGCCUCGUCGAAGGUUGAAAAGGACCCACAGCCCGAAGAGGUUUCCGAUAAUCUAGGCGAUGAUAACAAUUCCUCCGAAGCUACGGAAGAAACGACCUCUAAACCUCCUCCAUCAGGGAUACCGCGCCCUUCGGGUGAGAAAGGGAUUCGGAGAGCGUUCCGCGCACGCUCUCCACCGCUCCUUCGAACCCAGUCACAACCUGCGCAUAUCCAAAAGGAAAAGAGCCUCACCGGAAGACUCUCUCCUGCAAACUUUACUCCAAGCACUACUCCUCCCCCCAAGAAUGAAGAAACCCCUUACUAUCAUACCGAAGAAUCAAAGCCAAAAGGAGCCGAAAAACGGCUUUCGGAACGACUGGGGUUGUCGUCUUUAAAACCUAGCAAAUUGACAUCGGGGCAUUCUCUGAUACCGCGCUCUAUCCCCAGCAAGCCUAACUCAAAGGUUUCCUCACUUGCAAGACAUUUUGAGCAAUUGAGUCGCGAGUUCGAGAAAGAACGGCAAAGGGAAAGGAGACAACGAGCUGCGCAGGGGAAGCAGUCACGUGCAUAUCCAAUGGCAUCCUCGAAUCCAAUCAUGGAAGUUUACAAGAGCGUGAAGGAUGCAGUUGACCCCUCAGACGAAGACUUCCUGACAAACCUGCCUUCGGGAGCCCCAUCGAGGGAGUCGACCAGCCUAACCGAUGGAGGGGAGAAACGUGUUGUCCCUGCCGAUCACCCACCAAAGCCCGAAGAGCCUCAGCCGGAGUCUGAGCCAAGGCCGUCUGAGGAGUCUUCGCGCGAAGGUAGUCAGCCUCCCUCGGAACCUGAUGGUGAUGGUGAGCAGAGUGAAACUGAGAAAUGUCUGCUUGAAGAGUUUCAUUCAGCCGAAGAUGCGAAUAAUAUACCUGCCGAUGAAAUUGCAUUGGAACUAAAGGAGCUGCCGAAACAUGAACGGAACUCUUUGGUUAAGAUGCUUGCCAACUUUUGGGCAGAGCGCUCCGCGAGUGGCUGGGCACCUCUUGACUACCCCUUGAGCGAUUCAGAUCAUGUGUUUGCUGAUUGUGACAUAAUUGUCCGAGAAGAUGAACCGAGCUCUUUGAUCGCGUUUGCUUUAGAUUCGGGCGACUACAAGCAGAAGCUUCGAAGCAUUCAAGAAACUAAUGAGAUGGCCCAGACGAACAUUCCAACGGAAAUUGGAAGUCCCGAUUCUCAACCAGAAGUUGAGCAGUCGCUGCUGCGGAGUACGGGGACACACCUUAAGUACCAAUUCCAGGAGGGCAGCGCGAAAAUGCUUUGCAAGAUAUUUUACGCGGAGCAGUUUGAUGCCCUUCGGAGAAAAUGCGGCAUCUCUGAACGCAUCGUGGAAUCUCUAUCUCGCUGCAUGAAAUGGGAUUCCAAAGGCGGCAAAACUAAGUCCCUCUUCCUGAAGACACUUGAUGAGAGGUUCAUCCUCAAAUCACUAUCGACAGUUGAGACUCAGGCUUUCUUGAAAUUUGCGCCGGCAUAUUUUCAGAUUAUGUCCGAAGCUCUGUUUCACGAACUCCCCUCCGCAAUAGCCAAAAUGUUUGGCUUUUACCAAGUCAUUAUCAAGAAUCCCACUACCGGAGUAGAAUUCAACUGGUUUUUACUACUCAUGGAGAAUCUGUUUUACGAUCGCAACCCCACCCGUAUAUUUGACCUCAAAGGCUCCAUGCGUAAUCGCAAGGUGCAGAGUACAGGGGAGCAGAAUGAGGUCCUUCUCGAUGAGAAUAUGGUUGAGUUUAUCUACGAAAGUCCACUUUUUACAAGAGAGCACUCGAAGAAGCUUCUCAGCCAGAGCGUCUGGAAUGAUACAUUAUUUCUCGCGCGCCAGAAUGUCAUGGAUUACUCCCUUAUGAUUGCGAUUGAUGAAGGUCGUCAGGAGCUUGUUGUCGGGAUCAUCGAUUGUAUAAGGACGUACACCUGGGAUAAGAAACUGGAAUCAUGGAUCAAGGACCGUGGAUUUGCUGGUGGCGGCAAGAAUCGUCCAACAGUGACAAGUCCCAAGGAAUACAAGAAUCGUUUCCGUGAGGCGAUGGCGAGAUACGUCCUUCAUGCUCCAAACCCCUGGCACCAGUUUCAGAUUCCAAAUCUAGGGAAGCCCGUCCCCAGUGCGCUCGAUGGAAGGCAAGAAAGUGACCUCGGAGAUCGACAGGCUGAGCUAAUAAACGAUUUAUGA